AUGUUCUGGGGCGUUAGCGAAGCAAUAGAUUUCAUAGAAGAAUACAUUCGUAUUUUAAAUUGCAAUGAUGUACAGGAAGGAAUUUCAAAUGAGAGUGGUACCCCUCAUUGUGAUAUAAACGAUGGAAGAAACAUAAAUAUUUUAUUAUUUGGUUCUAAUGAUCCAAGGCACGUGAUUAAGACAAUGGCUAAACUCUAUGCCCACCGAGCAAAAGGUUUUAAUCCACUCAUAAAUGUUUAUAUUGUCGAUGGAUGUAUGGAAAUUGUUGCACGAAACAUGGCAUUACUCGGAAUUGCAUUGGAAAAUCCCAAAAUUAUAAAUCUCCGAAGUAAGACGCAUAUAUUUAUGGAUGUCUAUGGCAAUUCUCUGUUCCGUGCCUACACGCAUCAAUACCUUGUGGCUAAAACGAAGUCGCUUCUAAAAAUGAUAACAGACAACGAAUAUCUACAAAUUUUGGCGCCCUUCAUGAACAUUGAUGGAUUGAAAUAUCGUGAGCGUGACGAUCUGCAGAAUAUUCUCAAUUUCUGGUUGCCAAGGCCAGGAAAUGUUUUCAAUAUCAAACUAUAUUGGUGUGAACGGGUCAGAAAAUCUUUGGGGACACGUUACGACUAUCGUGAAGGGCAAUUCGAUUGGGACCUUAAUAUGGUGCUAAAGGACAGAGGUGGAUCUCAAAUCUGUUCUCAGGAAUAUAGGCAUUGGCGUGAAACUGGUAUCGCAUUUACGUUCCCAGAAUUCGAAUAUAAUAUGCCAAAUAAAACAUUAGCAGCUGGAUUGGUACGCAAUGGCGAAAAGUAUUUGCAUCGUGGUUAUGUUGGCGACAUCCAAACUGGACCGUUUGCGAAUUUCGGCCUAUCUACUUCUGAUCAACGAAUGUUGAAAAGUGUACACGGAGAAAACGAUUAUCGUUCAACAGAUAUAACUGAGCGUAAUAUAUUGGAGUUAUUUCACGAACUAGUCUCUGGAACACCAUACGUUCACGAUCUCGUUCAUUCGCGUAAAUAUGGAUGUGUACGUCUUCAAAUGUGCAAAAGUCUCAUGAAUACUACAAAUGACGAUAUACCGAUGUUGUUAGAUUGUGACAAGCCCUGGAUAAACAUCAACGGAAUUACUAUUAAUUUUCUAUCUACGGACAAUAUUUUAGCAAUGCAAGACAAUAACUCAAGAUGGGCUGAAUUAUUUGAUAUUGUAUUCGUAUCACAUAACUAUUUUUCAUUUUUGAAAGAGUCAUUCGUUAAUAUUAUGCACCGGGGAUCUAUAUUAAUUAUGGAAACUAAAGCAAUGAGUACUGAAAGAAAGGAUGCUGUGAAUAAUUUUAAUGAUAAUUUAUUUAGUUUUGCGAAAAGAACAAAUCUGAAAUCUGUUAUAAAUUAUGAAUCCCUAAAUGCUAAGUGGACGCAUUUGAAAUUUCAAAAACUGUAA
This is a messenger RNA of Musca vetustissima, 1419 nucleotides long. It is a transcript of the gene Dnaaf3, whose product is annotated as dynein axonemal assembly factor 3 homolog. Gene Ontology annotation, biological process: axonemal dynein complex assembly; motile cilium assembly. Bases 1 to 1419 code for a protein of 472 amino acids. NCBI's taxonomy places the organism in Eukaryota, Metazoa, Arthropoda, Insecta, Diptera, Muscidae. The transcript is spliced from 2 exons. The record is from RefSeq and is a predicted model, not a curated record.